This is a messenger RNA of Salarias fasciatus (jewelled blenny), 1083 nucleotides long. It is a transcript of the gene wnt3a, whose product is annotated as wingless-type MMTV integration site family, member 3A. Lineage: Eukaryota; Metazoa; Chordata; Actinopteri; Blenniiformes; Blenniidae. The transcript is spliced from 5 exons. Gene Ontology annotation, biological process: neuron differentiation; multicellular organism development; cell fate commitment. The coding region runs from base 1 to 1083 and encodes 360 amino acids. Gene Ontology annotation, molecular function: frizzled binding; cytokine activity. Gene Ontology annotation, cellular component: extracellular region. The record is from RefSeq and is a predicted model, not a curated record.
AUGUUUGGUGAAAGUUUGAGGAUGACCCGGGCGGGAUGCGUCCUGCUGCUGUGCGGGCUCACGCACGUCCUGGCCAGCUACCCGAUCUGGUGGUCCCUGGCGGUGGGCCAUCAGUACUCGUCUCUGGGGACUCAGCCCAUCCUGUGCGGCAGCAUCCCGGGUCUCGUCCCCAAGCAGCUGCGUUUCUGCAGGAACUACGUGGAGAUCAUGCCGAGCGUCGCCGAGGGCGUCAAGAUCGGCAUCCAGGAGUGUCAGCACCAGUUCAGGGGCCGGCGCUGGAACUGCACCACCGUCAACGACAACCUGGCCAUCUUCGGCCCGGUGCUGGACAGAGUCGCGACUCGGGAGUCCGCCUUCGUCCACGCCAUCGCAUCGGCCGGAGUGGCGUUUGCGGUGACCCGAGCCUGCGCCGAGGGUUCAGCCACCAUCUGCGGCUGUGAUACGCGUCACAAAGGGCCGCCGGGCGAGGGCUGGAAGUGGGGCGGCUGCAGCGAGGACGUGGAGUUCGGAGGGAUGGUGUCCCGGGAGUUCGCCGACGCCAGGGAGAACCGGCCGGACGCCCGUUCUGCCAUGAACCGACACAACAACGAGGCCGGGAGAACGUCUCUCAGCGACAACAUGUUCCUGAAGUGUAAGUGCCACGGGCUGUCGGGCAGCUGCGAGGUGAAGACCUGCUGGUGGUCCCAGCCCGACUUCAGAGUCAUCGGCGACUACAUGAAGGACAAGUACGACAGCGCCUCGGAGAUGGUGGUGGAGAAACACAAGGAGUCCCGCGGGUGGGUGGAGACCCUCAGGCCCAAGUACAACUACUUCAAACCCCCCACGGAGCGGGACCUGGUUUACUACGAAGGCUCGCCCAACUUCUGCGACCCCAAUCCCGAGACGGGCUCGUUCGGGACCCGCGACCGCGUCUGCAACCUGACGUCGCACGGCAUCGACGGCUGCGACCUGCUGUGCUGCGGCCGCGGACACAACACCCGGACCGAGAAGAGGAAGGAGAAGUGCCACUGCAUCUUCCACUGGUGCUGCUACGUCAGCUGUCAGGAGUGCGUGAGGGUCUACGACGUGCACACCUGCAAAUAG